CUUAGAGCUUAGCUGGGCGGUUUUCAAAUGUUUUAAAUUACAGUUAUAACCGUAAUAUUAUCAUAUUUCCAGCUAAGGGAUCCGUAAAGAGGCGUGCCCACGGUGCUUAGGAUGCACGGGGCGUCAUCGCCUGCUUAGGAUGCGCCAGCUCCUCCCGUUCACGGGGCAUCCUCGGCCCCGAAAGAUGCAAACGUGCCCCUCGCCAGCGUUCCACGCCUAGCCAAGCGUUCCCGCUGCCCUCCCAGAGCCCGGCCAGCGGGAGCCCCGGGAGGAGUGGGAGGGAGGGAAGGAGCCAGGCAAGCGGGCGGCCGGGGUCGGGGCUCAGCGCCCGUCACCCCAACAUCUCCCGGCCUAACGCACGCAGCCCGAAGCCUGGACAAGGAGCGGGGGGAGCUUUCCUCCCUCCCUUCCUGCAUUGGACGUCGUCGUCGGGGUUCCCUUGGAGAAGAUGCCGGGCCAGAUGCAGACGUCUCCCUGGGUGGAGGAGAGCGGCCUGGCGUCGCAGCUGUCCGCUGCAGCCGGGAGCUGCGGAUCAGCUGGGCAUCCUUACUACCAGAAUCCUAAAUGUCCUGAUAGAAUUGAAGAACAAAAAUUAGAACCUCAUAUAGCCAGGCUGCAGGAGUUAUGGACCACACCUCAACUCCAAACUGUUCACAUUCCGAAAUCGAUGAAUGCACCAUCUCUCAAGCAUCCAGACCUCACAACAGGUCAAAAGCGGUAUCUCUGCAGCAUUGCCAAGAUCUAUAGCACGGAUUCAUUGAAGACGCUGAUGAAGAGGCAGUACAUGCAUAUGGUUCAGCUUGACACACAGAAGCCAGGUGUCUCUACCCAUCACAGAAGUCAGAUCAGUCCGCGUUAUUCCCAGAAGCAGCAUUCUCCCUGCACCACAUGGAGACACCAACUGGAAAGACUGGACUCAUUGCAUUCUAGCAUCAUAGCUACCCCAUCAGCUGAGCCCCAGGCCAUACAGCAUUCCCUCUGGCAACCAGGGAGGAACAAAGAAGGGUUAAAAUGUGGCCCUCUGCCCAAAGCAAGAUGUAAAUCACUCAAGAUUUUUCAAAGACCCAACAAAGCUUUCAGAUACACAGAUUUCACAAAUGAUUCUGACUCAUACAUGAGUGAAGAAAAAAGAGAUGAAGAUUUAUUAAAUAAAUGUAUGCAGUCAAUGUCAAUAGAAGAACAAGGGGAAAAUCUGAUGUGAACUUGACACUCCUGUCCUGUAGUCCUGGUCUAUUAUUUGCCUAAAUCCAAGUUGUUGAUUCUACAGUCAUGUGCCAAAGGAGGAGUUGUGAAUUCUGUUCAUAACUAAUUUUAGGUCAGUACUAUGUUAUUCACUAUUGUCUUAUUGACUAGUUUGGAAACAUUCCAAAACUGGGCUUGUGAACAUGUAACUAGUUUGAUGUAGUUCAGUGUUUCAGUGAUAUUUGUGUAGAAAAAUUUAUCUGUAAACCAAGCUCAUAUUUGUAGUCAGAUACUUAAAAAUUUUCAUUGUCACUUAAAAGAAAAAAAAAAGAAUUCUUUUAGUUUUCUUUAAAGCAUUUGCAACCAAAGGCUAAUAGUAAAUUUUACAUAAGCAUCCUGCUGUACAUGAUUCCUUUUCUUGCUGUGCUAAAUCCUCAAUAAAUGUUUGUUGAAUUGGA
Molecule: messenger RNA, 1640 nt
Organism: Antechinus flavipes (yellow-footed antechinus)
Lineage: Eukaryota; Metazoa; Chordata; Mammalia; Dasyuromorphia; Dasyuridae
Gene: FAM216A
Product: family with sequence similarity 216 member A
Exons: 7
Coding region: 449-1201 (250 amino acids)
Source: RefSeq, a predicted model, not a curated record